CCGGUCUAGUACCGUUAUUCCAGUUGACCCGUUGACAGAAUUAAGUAUAAUGAUUGCGAUCCUCAACAAAUGGUCUUAUGAAUUUUGUCUCUCAUAAAUAAAAAAAUGGACAUUUCGAAUGCACAAAAUUGCUUAAAAUUCUCUUUCAUGAGUCUGCGGACGACUGGAGAAACUCUUUGGUGAACUGCUGGUGCUGAGUGUGAUAGUAUAGUCGUAUUGUUUACACUUAUGAGACUUGUUCCUCGAUUCAGUUGACUGUUCACAUUUUUUAAAAUUUUAUGUGCAACAAUUGUGCGAUAAAUCUGCAAAGAUUGCGUCCCUUCACCUGCAUGUCAUUUUAUUGGAAAGCCAGGAGACGCUGCUGUGGCCAAGCUUUUAUAAGCGGACUUGCAGGUCACCAUGGGCAAGUUCCUCAGUAAAAUUUUUGGUAAUAAGGAAAUCCGUAUUCUUAUGUUGGGCCUUGAUGCUGCUGGCAAGACAACUAUUCUCUACAAGCUGAAGCUGGGGCAUUCUGUUACAACAAUCCCAACUGUUGGCUUCAAUGUUGAAACGGUUGCAUACAAAAAUGUCAAAUUCAAUGUGUGGGAUGUUGGUGGUCAAGACAAGAUCAGGCCGUUGUGGCGUCACUACUACACAGGCACACAGGGGCUCAUAUUUGUGGUGGACUGCGCCGAUCGUGACCGUCUGGAUGAAGCGAGGCAGGAGAUGCACCGCAUCAUCAAUGACAGAGAGAUGAGGGAUGCUAUCAUCUUGGUGUAUGCUAACAAACAGGAUCUUCCUGAUGCAAUGAAGCCGCACGAGAUACAAGAGAAGCUUGGACUGACUCGCGUGCGGGACCGUAACUGGUACGUGCAGCCCUGCUGCGCCACCACAGGCGAUGGCCUCUAUGAGGGCCUCACGUGGCUCACUGCCAACAACAAACCAUGAGACUUCCUGUCAUACCAUGAGACCUCCUGUCAUCUGCCAGUGAUGAUGCUAUGCAAAACAUUCACUCAUAGAAAACUAAUAGUGAUAGUUGUGCACGUGUGUUCACAAAGUGAAGAUGCAAUGCAAAAUAUCCACUGACAGAAAAUUAAUCCUGAUUUUUGUGCCCAGGUGUUAACAAAGUGAGGAUGCGAUGCAACAUAACCAUUUAUAGAAUACAGACUUCAGAAUAGCAUGCCCCAUGAUGUGGCACAGAGCUCCGCAAGUGAUGCUGAUGUGCAAAGUAUCAAAUCCAAAGUAUCAACAAACCUCAGAGCGACGUCCAUUAUAGGAAGUGUGCAAAUCCUAACUUCCAUGUUGAGGAUUUAGGAUUUUCCUAGUGCAUAAAUUUAAGUUUGUUAUGCCCGUCAUGCAAGAAAGGGAAUGGUGUGUGACUUGGUAGUUUGGUCCCGUAUGUAGCAAUAUUAAUAAGCUUUACGAAUGCGAAAUAUUGCUAGACACGAUCUUCUGCAAACUAAGCUGUUGUCACAUCGAUUGUUUAACACUGACAAAUUAUGGUAUUACUAUUGACUUUUCAGUGAUGUGUAUAUCUCAUUUCCUCCUUAACAGCAAAUGAUUGAGAUUUUGUGAAUUCAUUGAAUUCACACAUUUAUUCUUGCUUGCUAUUAUUGCUAUGCCAUUGAGUGUCACAAAUAAGAGGACACGUCUUGCCCCAAUCCUCGGUAUUUUGAUGUGGGUUUGUAAUUUUGGGUUUGUAUUACCUAAAUUUGAAGAGUCGGCAUUCAGCUCAUGAAUCAAGUUCAAUUAACUGCUGCAUCUGUGAAAGUAUGCGGCUGAGUUGCCUGCUUGUAGAUAUGGAAUCCUCAACGUUGAAACUUCUGAGUUUGUUUUCAAGUUGAAUGGCAAAUGACGUGGAGCCUGUCUUUGUUUCACGAACCAAUGAAUUUUGAGCACAUUUACUGAGAAACUCCUAAUUUUGUUACUUGUUGUAACCUUUCUGAAAAUUGCAACUAUUGAUCGUUAAAUUUCUGUAUUGUAUAAUUUGAAUGUUGGUGUUGGAACUUAUGUUGCUGUCUUCUUUACAUAGAUUUUUUUUUUGUAACUCUUUCACUUUUGCACGAUUAGUGAUGCUUUUGUAUGCUCUAAUUUCAAAUUUUCUAUCUUCUGUUUCUUUUCAUAAAUUAUUUUUCUUGCUAGACUUAAUGAUUUUAUUUAAUUAGUGUGCUCACGAUUUUGUUAGUUUUACCGGUACUUGUUUCUAUUCAUUUGGGGCUUGCAGCUAAUUUUGGCCUCUUGGCAAACUCAAUUCAAUUUGUCUCUAUUAUUCACGUGGGUAAAAGAAAAAAUCUGAUACUCUUCUAUUUCUACUCCCAUGUUCAUUAUUUAUUUUGCAAUAAGGUAAGGUCAUCUUCAAAUGCUCCCCUCACAGACAAGAACUACCAUAGAAUUACUACAUCAGAAUUUCCGAAUUCUUUCUUGAUUACGUUACCGUUACAGCCAGCCUAUGGUUGGAUGUCUUGCAUCCAUCUCCCACUUCAGGGUUGGUCAGAAUGCGUUGCUCCAUUCUAGGCUCAGUUAUUGUGACGCCUCAGGUAAACGAAUUUUUGUAAAGUUCACUAUGCGAGCGGUAGUAUCAUUAGUCUUGUACAUACAAAGAAAUGCUUAUAAUCUUGAUUACUUUCUUCAUAAAUGGUGAUUAGAACCGUUACCUUAAUUUUCAUGUUGACUGCCAACGUAUCUUAUAUUCCUAAGGAAAAAAUAGGUAAUUUUCGUUGCUUCAAAAUUAUUUAAUACACUAAUGACUCUCCGUCCAUUUGAGGACGCCAAUAUUUUCAUGAUUUUAAUCUAUCUCUGUUGCAUCACGUGUGCACACUGACUUCAAGUACUUCUACGUUCGUUUUUACAAACAUUUCUUUUUUAAAUUAUGAAAUUGUCACGCUAUUGCAUUGUUUGUGAUCGAGAGUAACUGCAAUGAAAUUUUUCACUAGGUACGUACUUUUUACAUUACCAUCGCUCUCUCGACGUGUCUGGAGAGUUAAAAGCGAUGCUAAAAAAUAUUAUUAUUGCUAUUAUUAUUGUGAAAAUUUUUCUGGAUUGACUACAAUCUUCUUCAGGCAGUGACCAUUUUUUUUUCUUCUUGACCUACCUCCGACUCAUUAAUUUGUUGUUAUUCAGACUUGAAUUCUCUUCACAAUGUUGCGUAUGAUCUAUAAAUAUUGAAGUUGUUCACUGUCAUUUUUUAUUAACAGUAAAAUAUGUUCUCUGAUCGCUGUGCUAAACUCAUUGUUGCACUACUGAGUAUUCCAUGUAAAAUUGCCCAUACUGCCCUAGAAGGACCAAACAAAAUUAAUUGUUAUUUCAUUUCUACAUGAACAUUUUUUUGACAAUGUAAUAGAAUAGCUCAUGCUCGGGCCAUAAUAAAUGCAUUCGAUGUCAGUCGAGACACCAAGCGCUGCUCCAAACCCCUAGAUUUUUUCCACGAAAUGUUGUCCUCGUGAAUGUAGCAGAACCAAUCCGUGAGCUGCUUUGUAGUGCGCGGGAUUUGGGUGGUACUUAUUUGUUAACUUGAAUUCACUGUUCACUUAAGAUUGGACUCUUAAGAUUCGUCUAAAUAAUGGCCAGCGUUGCUAGAUCGCCUUCAUACUGAGCACAAUGAUGAAAUUACCUACCCUUCAAUCAUUCGGUAUUAGAAACUUUGAGUGUGCUCUCUGAUAAUGAGUUUUUGAGAAUGAAUUAAUUUAUUUACAUUAGAGUUAAUGCUUCUGAAAACUAAUGCUUCUUGCCUUUUUUGUACGGUGCUCCGAGAACAUAAAACCCAUUAAUGCGUGCGCCGCCUUGGCAAAUUCGGUGUAACGUAUCGCAUGCUCUCCUCGCUAAGACAAUUCUCUAUAACUUGUGAGUUGUGACCACCUUCAACUUCUCAUGCCUAACCUUUAGUUCCAUACUAAAUUAUUUUGUCCACUCACGACUCUAUCUCAACACGAGAUAUUUGGCCUAUUAAAUGGUACAGACCACUCAUGAUGAAUAACACUUUCAGCUAGACACCGUCAUUCAUCUUUCUAUAGACCCGUAAAUAUUACCAGCAUUAAUGAUAAUAUCUAAGUUUACUGCACUUCGAAAACUUCUCAAUGACACAUUUCCUGCUGCGAUGUAUUUGGGAGGGACGUUCGUUUGGAUUGAUUAGAUGUGGUGUAAUGUCUAUCUGCUUCAGCUGGUUGUUGCGGACCUGAAUACAUUCGUAACUUUCUACUCCUGUAAAUAUUGUGCUCGAAAAUGCGUCACAUACUCACUCCUCCCCUACCGGUCGUGGAAGUUGUUCGUUUCUUUAUAUAACAGUGUCUACUUUUUACACGGUUUCUGUUGUUUUUCACGGUUUCCUUUUUAUAAUACGACUGAAUAAAUGAACCUGAAAAGUUAAAUUUUCGCCAGAUUGUGCGGGUUUAUGAUUGGCUUUUCCCUCAUAAAUUUUGACAGCCAUGUUACGAAUAUGCACGCAUUUCUGUUAUUGAUACAUCUUUCGUGCUUGGUUGCGAAGACUUUCACAUCUUUUAGUUAAACGUAAGUCGGUCCUUUGUCUGUUCUCCAAGCCCUGGCGAGUAUGACCAAAGAAUCGGGUUUCUUCAGGUGACUGAAAUUCCAAAAAAACAAUUUAUCUCCCAAUUUUUGUCCUGCAAUGUCACAAAGGAAAACACUUGUCCAAAGCUGUCACCAACUACGGUCACAAUUAACUCUUGACAGCGUUCAUAAUAAUAACUGUAUUACGUAUAGAUCGUUUCUAAGAUUUCUUACAUCAGUCCAUAAUAUCUUAGCAUUAACAUGCAGUAUCGUAAACGAAGUAGUUGCUAUUUGAAAUUAAUCGCUGUUAAAUUAUGCCGUCAUUUGAAACGCUCGAUGCAGAGGUUGCCUAACCGCGUGACUCAAACUCGUGAUGUCCUUAGAAGUAAUACCUGUAUGAUGGUUGUGUGUGUACGAGGGCCUUGAUGAGGCUGGCUCCUGCAAGCAUUGAGUGAGUAGCCAGCUGUAUAUGUAAUUGCUUUUUCAUCGGGCAAGUGAUCAGGCUAGAUAACUUUACAUUGAUCAAAGAAACGCCGCUUUUGAUUCAAUCAGAUAUCCUGGGUCUUAAAUUUGAACAUUGCGCGAAAUUGCAUAGGAAUACGUAAAUACUCGGUUUUCUUAGUGUCGGUUAGAAAGAUUUUUUUUUUACAUGAGCGCAUGUUUCUUCACUAAUACAUUGUGUUUAUUAACGUGUACGGCAUGUUUCUCGACCUACGUGCUUCGGUAAGAGAUGAGAUCGUUUGUGACACAAACGCUGUUACGUGUCUUUGAUUGAUGAAGGCAGUGUUUAAACUGCCCCAAAGUCUGCGAGUUUUGCGACGUCCAUUGUGUCUUGCUUUAGAAUAAGUGACUCAUGUGAAUUAAUUGCUCGUCAGAUUUGCACCUAGUGUUGCCUAAAUAUUUCGUAGGAAUCCGUUGUUAUUUUGUGACUACUCUCCUCCAUCUUGAAUAAUCAGCAUAUUCAUUAUUGGCUUCGUUGUUACUCCUAAUGUGCUCGAAGUUUACGUUGAGGGUAAUGUUGCUAAAAUUUAGGUUGGAAAACAGCAUGCAAACUGCCUAUGGACCCUAAGUUUUUUUUUUGUGUAGGCGAAUAUUUUAAAACAAUGUGGGAAACAAUAGUCGGGUAUUGAUGUUCUUCGAAAGUAAGUCAAUUGAAUUUAUACCCUUGAAUUGCAAACAAUCGUGGAACAGUCGUUCUGUACCGUACGUUUUUCGAUGCUAAGAAUGAACGAGUCCUGUUUAAACUUGCUUACGUACACUUUGUCAGACGCUCAAGAGAGGGAAGGAAAUCGUAUACAUCGUGCGAUAUGGAAUGCUCUGGUUGCACUACAAUAGCCACGUGCAAUUUUGUAUUUAAUCCUGAAGUCGAAUGAAAUAUUUUAGAAAUGUUCAUACCUCUUUACUAGCUUUGGAUUGGAAAAUGGCUCCAGGGUCUUAUGCGAGCUAUGGAAGAAAAUUUUCGGAUUGGGAUGCUUUCAAAUUUUAAACGCAUUCAGAAAUUCUUGCGUUUUCAGAAACGUUUGAAAUUCAAUAAAUUUGUAUCUUAUUAUUAUUGUAUAUUCUAGAAACCAGAAGUUGAGGGUUCUGUGUAAGUUUGCAAUACUGCUUUUUAUUGUUAGGCUUACACUCUCGAGUAUUCAAAGUUUCACUUGCUAUCUGUAUGGUGUGCUUUAGUGAAGUCCUAUGUUAAUUAUUCAAACAUCUUUUCAUUUAACUGUCUUAGGACUGGCCUACAAAUUUAGGACUCUGAUCUGAAAUCUACAUUUGCUAUCUUGCUUAAAUUUCUCGCUCGAGUGAACACAUUCUCUUCUCGCAGGCUGAUCUAGAUGCCUCUACUCGAAACCUACUCUCCGGCCUUUCGGGCUUUUUUAUGAUCUCGCGAUUUAUCAUGAAAGUUAUCUAAUUAUCGCCCCGCUAAGAAGCCUUCUGACGCGCGUCUCUGAUCGCCAGAAAAAGCCUUUUAGGUUUCCUCGUUCCCAGCGACCUUGCUUGUGAGCGCCCCACCUUAGAGCUCGCGAUGUCUACAUGCGUGUCUCAGUCGCGGUUCAUGUUAUUAUGUAGGAAGGAUACCAGGCCCUACUCUUCCCUGUCUUCUUUCUGGCAGUCAGCGUUUCGUUCAUGCAAGCUAGUGUUCUAUUACUGGCGCUGUUAUCCCUCCAUCUUUCUUUAAUAACAACGUUGCAUCUCUCUCACCAAGCUCCGGCAGGCUGGCUAUUUGAGGCCUUUUGCCACUCGUAGGUAACGAAUAAUUUUGGAAUCGUGGAAUUGGUGGCGACGACGGUGGUAAAAAAUUGAUUGAAGUCAUAUAUAGGUGGUGAAUAAAUGGCCGUUGCCGAUGCGAAAUGCGGCUUCAUGGCUGAAGCACGAGAAAAUGUUCCCUAGACCAAUAUGCUCCGAAGAAGGUCAUUUGCUACACCUAAUACUUCGAGAAUGUAUCAGGAAUUUGGUCCGUUUACUAAUGGCACACUGAAAGAUCAUUAAAAAUUUAUUUGUGCAAAUUCAACCCCAGAUUCUGUGUUCACGUUUUCCGUACAUCGUUCAGAAGUAAUUCACUAAUAAUAAUUUUGAACGUAAAUCAAGUAGAAAGCCAUCGUUUGGGCAUUAAAAUGUUAUUUUUUUAGCUCUUGUGCGUCACGUGGUAUGAAACCUUCACAGUAUUUCACCUUAAAUCUUUCAGUUUUUUACAAUCUUUUACUCUAAACAACUCCACUUCUGGGAUCAUUGGACGCAAAAGCUAAGCGUACUAUAUAAGUUUGAAAUUAAUUUCUGACUAACAUCAUAGAAUUCAGGCCAUUUUUCCGUUACGGCUUCUGUGAUUACCGUUUCUUUCUACGUAGUAGGACUUACUCGUUUAGAGGUAACUUCUACUUGUGACUUGUUGUAAAAUUUAUCAGCAAAUAUUAUUUUAUAACCCAUUCCUGACCUUGGCUUGUAAUAUUGAACUUUAUUCUAUUACCACAUAAUUUAGUUAUUUAACGACAGAUUUUAUUCGUUUAUUUUUACUUAUUUGCUGUUCUUGCGAAGACUCGUUGUGCUCUGAAUGUUGUUUGUGGCGACUGGUUUAUAUUCCAUAGAACUGUGAUGUCUGCCUUUGGAUGUUUCUUCAGUUUGUGGUUCUUGUGUAAAUUAUCGUGCAAGAGUAUAUAACUGAUGCUGUAAAUAUACGUCAUUCAUCUUC
Molecule: messenger RNA, 7657 nt
Organism: Hyalella azteca
Lineage: Eukaryota; Metazoa; Arthropoda; Malacostraca; Amphipoda; Hyalellidae
Gene: Arf51F
Product: ADP-ribosylation factor 6
Exons: 4
Coding region: 400-927 (175 amino acids)
Biological process (GO): vesicle-mediated transport; intracellular protein transport
Cellular component (GO): cytoplasm
Molecular function (GO): GTPase activity; GTP binding
Source: RefSeq, a predicted model, not a curated record